GAGGGGCUCACUGUGUGACAAGAACAACAAGCAGAGGCUCUGCUGUUUUCUGUGGACAGUUAUUUGGAUGUAGAGGCUGCACUCAGGAUCAAUAUGUUCAGACAAAUCUUCACUCACCUGAGACCAUCUUACAGCCGUCGUCACAAACCUUGGUUCUUUGUCUUCGUAUGGAUUGCAGGGCUCCUGAUCACAGAAAUAAGACCAACACAAGGGAUGAAAGUGACAUCCACAGGCCCGCAGACCAUCCACAAGGCUGAGGGAGAGAGUGCGACUUUGGGUUGUAGCUACACACCAAAUCUUUUAGACACCGGAGAACUGGACAUUGAAUGGUCCGUGAUCAGUCCAGACACAACGCAGAAAGAUCAAAUGCUCAUGUCAUACACAAGCGGCACUAAGUACUAUCAUGGUGAUCUCGCUUUUGCAAAAGGGCUCAGCUUUGCUGUGGACGACCCCUCGAGGGGUGACGCCUCCCUCUCAAUCUCUCAGCUGUCGCCCGCUCACAGCGCCACCUACCAGUGUAAAGUAAAAAAGUCACCUGGGGUGGACAUGAUCAAGAUGUCACUGGUGGUAAUGGUGAAGCCAUCAGUGCCUAAGUGCUGGGUGGAGGGUGGGGAGCACGUUGGCGAAGCCGUGUCUCUACACUGUGAGUCUGCUGAAGGCUCCACUCCCUUAAAAUACAUGUGGAGGAGACAGAGUGCAGAGCCCAUGCCUGCUGCUGCCACGCAGAACAGUGCAACCGGGGAGCUCAAAAUCAGCAACCACUCUCAAAGCUUUGCUGGGAUCUACCUCUGUGAGGUGAACAAUGCAGUUGGAGCAGCACACUGCAGGAUCAGCCUGAAAGCCAACAAGCCUCCAAACAGAGCAGCAGUGAUAGUCGGCACCGUUGUAGGUUCUCUGCUCCUCAUCUUCAUCCUGCUGGUCUUCAUCGCCCUUGUUUUUUGGAAGUUAGGCAACAGACGUCACUAUGAGAAGGAGCUUUCCAAUGAAAUCAGGGAGGAUGUGCUGCCACCUGAGAGCCGCCCGGUCAGUCGACAUACAGGCCGGAGCAGCGGUCAGCGCCCAGAGGCGACUUAUUGUCGGGUGGAUGGCAGCGAGUUGAGCUCCUUUAACGGGGGCAACAGCCAAGGAACAACACCGGUCGAAUACGUACCUUUCGAAUAUGACAAGUUUGGAUGUGCAGUGUGAUAAUCGACACCAGAACUGAACUAAGAAGAUUUUUACCUCCAUCUGUUAUAUUUGAAACGAUUCUUCAGGACAAUAGCUGAAAGUUUAAGAUGAGACAGUGUGAACAUAUGUAAUAAAAAGUGGGACAAUAAGCCUACAAAUAACACAUUUAAAUCAAAAGACAUAUUUAUUUCAUGAUAGACCUCAUUUAGAAAUACUCAACCAUUCAAAAAGAAAAGAAAAUGUACACGAGUAGGUACGUAUUUUUUCCAGGAUGAACUGACAGGAGUUGACAUUAAUGGUCACAUGCAAUGGGUUUUUGUCCACUACAUAAGAAGCGACUACAAAGCCCACCAUCACGCCCCAAUCCAGACAACAUGGAGGCCUCCUGUGUGCCCCCCAGUCCCUGCCCCAACCCACCCUUCCCUCCCCUCCCCCCCACACAGUGGUAGGACUUUGUUUCUCAGGGUGAGUAGCCUCUGCAAAAACACACAUCAUAAAGUCAAAGUUUAGAAACCAAACAUAUCAGCAUUGUCACUGCGAACCAGCCGGAGCUGAUGUGCUUAGUGUUUGCUCUUCACUUCUCAGUGCAGUGUGUGACGGAAGGUCAACUUCUUUUCCAUGACUAAACUGUUUUCUUCACCUUCAAGAUGGUAGUCUUUACUUUCCCAGUUAAAGCAAUAAAGACUACUACUUCAUCCAUGUUUGUGGAAAAUCUUAAAGGGGACAUAUUAUGAAGAAAAACAAAUCCCAUUCAGUGAUUGAGAGCUCAUUUUGAUUUGACUGACAACAACAAAAAGAGAAAAAAAUAUCACUGUUGCUGUUUUGGGACGUCUGGGUGAUGUGAAAAUAUGUCACUCAGAGUGAAAAAUAAAGACAAUCAUGCUGCAUUUUUUGUUCAUCUGCAGAUGGAAAUCAAAAUGUUUCACUAUAAACAGCAAAUGCUCAUCUGCAGUUACAAAGUUUGCUUAAAGAAAUAAGCAGCAAGGCUGAGAUUGUACUUGUUCUUAAUUACAAAUAUGCUUGUUUAUCACGGCUGCCUUGCAUAUUUUCUAUUUGAAGCUUUGUUUGUGUACAUCCUCAGGAAUUAACAUUACGUACUAGUAAGCUGUAAUAUGCAUUUAACCACUAGGGGCACCAUCAGGAACUAUUUUAACCGAGUGUGUGGUCACAAGGCCGACAGCAGUAAAAAUAAAGGGAAGUUUAAUGUGUUUAGUUUAGGGGCCUUAAAUACCGUCUACAGUGCUGCUGCUGAUAUAUAUUUCUCCUGUGAUCUCAAAAUGAACCAAGUACUAACCUCUUCUAUCACCAUGUUUAGUCCCUACAAAUUCAGCCACUCUAUCCAGCCUGAACUCUAUGAUGCGCCCCCUAGUGGAAUCCUACGAUAACAAACAUAGUACAUAAGCAAGUAAGUGAGGCCUGGGCAUAGGUUAUGGAGCUAGCCGCCAAUAGUAACACCAAGUUAAACAGAAAGUAUGUUUUUGGCCUAAAUAUUUACUAGAACAUUGUUUUAAAUCGCCCUAUAAAAAAUCUAACUUGUUGCGAAUUAUUAUAGCCCAUUUGAAGCAAAGUUAGCAGGCAGAAUGUUUAAUUGUUAGCCUCUAAAAACAUGAAAAGAACAAAAACAAGUCAAAUCCAGGGUUUAUCAAGCCUGUAUGAGAAUAACUCCAUCACUUAUGAUGUGUAUGUUAAUUUCUAAACACUCUGAGUCAAUUCAUUGCAAAAAAAAAGCAUUAAUUCCAGAUGUCUGUGGCUGAAUUUUAGACAAGAGAAAUAAGUAAACAGAGUUACAAGUCUAGUAUUUUUCUAGCAGCUUGGUUUGUCCUAGUUAGCUCGAUUUGCUGUGUGUGUCAGUGGGAGCUCCUAAACUACCUCUUUUUUACAGUAACAUGUUUCACAGGUUAUUGAAUGGUUAUUUAAUGUCUGAAUUUACAACUGGUUAUAAAAAGCAACACAGUUCUUAAAUAAGGCAAACCCCAUAGAAAAGAAGGGUACGUUUAAGUGCCCUAAAUCCAUACACUAUAUCCACAGAUGUGAAAACAAGUGCUGUUUGAUUAUCUCUCCUGAGUUUUAGGGGCAUAAUAUGUCUCCUUCAAGAAUGAAGGUAAGGCCAUUAACCAGAGUAGGUCAAGAGACUGAAUAUUUAUAAAGAUAACAAAAUCUGGAUAUCUGUAGAACUCUUAAUUAAAAGCCAGAUGAUUCGUUUAUGCUGUCAAGCAAAAGUGAGAGCUGUAUGCCAGCACAACUCGGUGCAAAUGGCUGUACAUCUGAGAAGUAUUUAUGGCACCAGGAAAUGAGUGGGAAUAAAAGGAAACACUAAGCACUGCAACUCCAGAAAAAAAAAUCCCAAAUGUGAUUAGGAGCUCCUUCUGUGGAAUUAUGUCUUGCACAAACUUUUCCUUCAGAUAAAAAAGUCUUUUGACGCAGCACCAAAAUGAAUUUCACACAAUUUGACAUCAAAGGGUAAAAAAAAAAAAAAAAAUCCUGUCACCUGAUCAAGUGUUUUAAAAAAAGUAAGGCAAAGUACAAAAAUCAUAACAAUCAAACAUCAU
Molecule: messenger RNA, 3716 nt
Organism: Melanotaenia boesemani (Boeseman's rainbowfish)
Lineage: Eukaryota; Metazoa; Chordata; Actinopteri; Atheriniformes; Melanotaeniidae
Product: coxsackievirus and adenovirus receptor homolog
Exons: 8
Coding region: 94-1185 (363 amino acids)
Source: RefSeq, a predicted model, not a curated record